GGCAUUUAUAGGUAGACACGCACACACACAAAAAAAAACAAGGAAAAAAGUAAAGUUCUCUAGUAAACACAAGGAGAUUACAAACAACUGAAGGAAGGCAGUUGGGAAAACGUCAAAAUUUUUAUUUCGCUUUUGGUCGUUUCUUUGGUUUUUCGGUGUCGAACGCAAGAAAAAAAAACACGUGAAAUAAGAGCUUUCAGUUGUUCAAACAAACUUGUCAAAAGCGGCCACUACUUGAUAAUAUAAAAUCAGUGGAAAGCAGAAACGACUUUCCUUACUUUUAUUUAUCUCUUCUCGGAUAGACGGAUAAUCCAAUUUGUUGAAGAUAACGGAAUCAAAUAGACAAAAACCUAUCCCGACUAAAUCAGAAGAAUAACCACCAUCAUUGGUUAGAAGAAUAAAAUUGAAUUAGAAGAAAAAGAAAAAUCAGAAAAUUUAAUCACUUAACAUCAGAAGAAGAAAAAGAAGACAGAAAUACUGAAAGAAUUCUCUUAUUGAAGGUGGAAAAUUCAAUUAAAUUUCUUUCGCCUCUUCACAUUUUCUUGUGUACGAUUUCUGUGGGAAAUAAAUUGAAAAUUUUUCUCGCAUUCUUUUCGAUACUGAUACGUAAUAUUUUAAAAAUUAAAAGCCACUUCUGUCAAUCAAGUUAUCAUCAUUUAACACAUUAAUUUCAAACGGAGGUCGUAACUGCAGUAGCGAGGAUUUCUAGCCACUCAACCAAAACCCGAAAAUGGUGUAUCGAGCAGUAAAUAAUGCGUGAAGCCUUCCCUCCUUGUCUUCCAAUUGCAAACAGUUCUGGAAUUGAAAAUAACAACAAUAAUCACAAAGAGUGUAACUUUAACCAUACAACACAUACAAAUAACAACAAUUGUCAUAAAGAAAAAGAUUUAAAUAUUGAUCGAAACAAUGAAAUUACCAAAGAUAUAUCGAAUAAUGAGACAGAGAAGAUUUGCUUUGAUUCUGAUGAAGCGCAAAGCCUCAUAGCAUCAUUAACAUCGACAGCCCCUUUCUCCAGCGAUUUAGAAGAGUUACAGAACAUUCUGCACUUUCCGGAGGAGGUGGCUUUACGACUUACUGAUGCCGAGUAUCAGUUAUAUUAUCAGACUUCAGUUGCCGAUUUCAUUAUUGAGUCAAUUUAUGAUUUACAAGGGAAGGUCAACGAUGAGCGCGUAAAUUCUCCAAUACGAAAUCUUCGGAAGCGUUUCGAUGAUGUAUGUUCAUGGACAACUUAUAUUGUGCUUUCUCAACUUCUGCCCGACGAGCGACGUGCUGCUUUUGGAUGCCUUCUUCGUGUCGCUAUAACAUGUUGGAAUAUCGGAAACUUCAUUGGUGCAAAGGAAAUUAUUACAGGUCUUAGAUUUCUCCAGAACAAAUCAUUUUGGCCGUCAAUUACCGAUCGACAGAAAAUUUCAGUGUAUGAAUUUCUAUGUUCCGCAUUCGAUUCAGCUGUUUACGAGACAAACCUUGCCCGUUCUUUGGAAAUUCCAACAUGUCGUGUCAUUCCGUACUUCAAAAGUUAUCUCGACAAAUUGAAAACCGCCUUAUCAUCGUCCACAAAUUUUUCGUUUACAUCGGGAACGAUUGAGGAAAUAUGUGCAAAGCUAAAAAAGCGGGAAAACAUACCCGACACGGAAUGCUUGGAACAGAUGGAAAUGAUAAAGAAUGAAAUCGACUUAUUUUUGGAACAUCAUCAAGCAUUGUGUCAACAAACAUCGCCUAGUUUAUUAGAUUAUUUGAGACAAGCAUCGAACACACCGAGACAAUUGAACAAUGAAUUGAAUCAAACAUUACAUGAAGUCGACGAAGAUUACGAAUUAGAGAUUGGAAAUUAUAACCCAGUACAAACGCUAUUUAAUGAUCAUGGCAUAAGUUUAAUUUCAUUAUCGUCUACUAGUUACAACAAAAUCGAUCAUCAUUUAUUGCAAAUAUUACAUCAUGGAACAACUGCUGUGUUGUGGGAACCAGACACACAGACCGGUUCGUCCUAUGUCUAUUUUCGAUUGGAAAGAUGCUGCUCAAUUGUUUCAUGGCAACGGCCAGCAUGGCGACGAAUCAAAUCUCAAAUGGAUUUCAAUGUCUCGAUUAAUCCUGAAGAGAAUGUCGUACCACGAACUGUCACUAAGCCAGUCUAUAAUAUGAAUGAUAUCGAUGGAAUUUUCCACACACUUGAUGAAGGAAUUCUUGAUUUAGCCACAGUUAAAGACAUUUCAAUGGGGUCACGCAAUCAAGACUACAAUCAAGACAUUCUUGCUGCUGGACGUCGUUAUGGUUUAACUCAUGUUGAAAGUUGCGUUUCUAUUCUCUACGGUACCUCACUCAAUGAGAAUCGGAUUCUUUGCAUCCUCUGCCCUCCAAUGUUAGCUAGAUUAUGGUAUGUUGGUUUAACAUGCAUGCUACGUGGCAUCCGAAAGCAAAUUAGUUUAGUCGAUCGAUCGAUGCUAUGGCUGAAGGAACUCUACAUUCAACUUUAUUAUGAGAAUGGUGGAUGUGAACCUUUGGCAUCUGACGCCCUCAGAGCAUUUGGUGGCACCGACUACUCAUUUAUUUCGACGACGACGUCUACACCAGAUUCUGUUCAUAGCGUAAAAAAAGAUUUCCCUCAACAACAAAGCACCCAACCACAAACACCCCAGUCAACGCCAACGACAAGUAUGAAAAAGAAAAGGUCGGUGGUGAAUCUCUUAAGUUACAACAAUUUAUCUGAGCUGCUGACCCAAAAACAAUCUUCAUCCUCAAACCCUAGCCAACAACUUCAACAGCAAACGCUUCAAUCGCAAAAUACGCAACAGACAACUCAAAUUCAACAGCAGUCGAUUCCUUCAUCUCUUUGUGAUACAAAUACAGCUUCAUCAAAACAUUAUAGCGCAUUUAAUAACAUAUCAUUUGAUACUAAUUUAGAUUUUCUAUCAUUUGUAUCACUCUAUCGGUCGUUUAGUCUAAUUGCACGAAAGGAUUUACGUGAUAUAUUUGACCAAUUAUCAGUAACUAGGAAAAGUAAAAUUACAUUAAAUAGUGAUAAAAGCCGAAGUGCACCUGAGCUAUUCCAAAUACCUGAGAAAAGAAAAAUUGGACUUCUCACUCGAAACAAUUCGUUGGACUUUGAGUUGUCGGAAGCCAAAUAUUCACAGAAGAAAUUGUUUAACACGCUUAUUAGGAAUUUCGGUUACUGUGGCAACUACAGUCCCUUGACGGCGAUGCAAAUUUCAAGCGGCAAUCCAUCAAUGUCGAAUAACACACAAGUUAUUACUCUUGACACCUUCAAGAAGUUUUUGGAAACUCGACAAAUGGAUUCGAAAAACGAAGCUGAAAUCAAAAUGAUAAUUGAGCGUCAUGAACCCGAUCAAUACCUUCGAGUUGAAAAUCUUUUGAGUUUCGAAGGUUUUGCGAGAUAUAUGAUGGAUAAAGACAACUACGCGAUGACAAAGACCGUCUGCCCAUCGAAAAUGGCUGAACAAAUGAAUAUGAAUUUGCCAAUGUCGCAUUAUUUCAUAGCGACGUCACACAACACUUAUUUAACGGGCCAUCAACUCAAAGGCGAAAGCUCAGUGGAGCUCUACAGUCAGGUUUUACUUACGGGUUGUCGAUGUGUGGAAUUGGAUUGUUGGGAUGGCGACGACGGCUACCCAAUAAUUUAUCACGGUCAUACUUUCACGUCGAAAAUUCCAUUUCGAGCUGUCGUUGAUGCCAUCAAUAAAUCAGCAUUUGUUGCUAGUCCAUAUCCUGUGAUUUUAUCAAUUGAAAACCACUGUUCCAUGCAACAGCAAAUUCGAAUGGCACAAAUAUUUCAGACGACAUUUGGCGAUAAGCUGAUAACAAAAUAUAUGUUUGACAUCGACUACACUGAUGAACCAUAUCUGCCGGCGCCGGAACAACUGAAAUACAAAAUUAUUAUCAAGAACAAAAAGAUAUUAGGGGAUUUGCCACUAGGCAUCAGCUCACCAAGAAGUCCCUACAUGAGACAGAGUAAUUUGAGUGGGCGUGCAAGUUCCAUCAUAUCAAAUAGCUCUGCUGGGUCACUUAACGAAGAUUUCGAGGAUAGCGACUAUGAGGAUGAUGAUGACAUCGAUAAUUUUGAUGAUAAAACGUAUAACAUCUGGGGUUCAGUGGACGACAAAUACACUCGACACAGUAUAACAUCGUUUACGGCAAAUGUGCGAAAACUUGAAAUGGAAGAACGUUCAAAGAAGCGAAGUAAUCAGAUCGCAAGGGAACUUUCUGACCUCGUCACUUAUAUUCAGGCAAUCAAGUUUCGUGGACUUAACCCUUGGAUACAUUUCAAUCUCAAUCAAAGGAAUGGAACGAGUACACCUUCGGGCGCAUUAUCAUCAUCAUCCUCAACCAUUAUCACGCAAUCGACAGGCAAUGUAUCAUCAACAAUAAGCACGUCGAAUACAAUAACAAGUUCAAGUAUAAAAAUCUUCACAACUGGCGAUGGAAACAAUGAAUCGGAAUCGAAUACAUCAAGCGAACAAGAGCUUACAUCUACAAACGCUUCGACAUCAUAUCAGCAACAUGGCAGUGGCAACAACAUAACAGUUCACAAAAAAUAUCCGAUCGCAAAUGUUAAUCAUCCAUGUUAUCAAUGUGCAUCGAUUAAUGAAGCAAAUGCGAAAAAAAUUUGUCGUAAACAUCCUUUGGCUGUAAUAGCACAUACAGAAACUCAACUCAUCCGCACAUAUCCGGCUGGUCUUCGUAUCGAUUCAUCGAACUUUAAUCCAGUGUUUUUCUGGAGUUUCGGCAUGCAAAUGGUAGCAUUAAAUUAUCAAACAGAAGAUUUACCUAUGCACAUUAAUCGGGCGAUGUUUGAACAGUCAAACAAUCAUGGCUAUGUAUGUAAGCCAAGCAUCAUGUGGAAUCGUUCACAUCUCAUGUAUCGUCGUUUCAAUCCGCUUGAGAAAGAAUUUGAUGGACUUCAUACAACACAAAUCGUUAUAAAUGUUGUCAGUGGACAGUAUUUGAACCAAAAUAAUUUGUUAUCUAGUCCCUAUAUUGAAAUAGAAAUAAUUGGAAUCCCUGGUGAUUGUUGUAAGCGUAAAACGAAAGCAAUAAUGCGUAAUGCUUUCAAUCCGAUUUGGAAUGAAACAUUUUAUUUUCGAGUUAAUUUCAUCGAUUUAGCCUUUAUUCGCUUUGCUGUUUAUGACUCUGAUGGUGGUUUUAUGCUUGCACAACGCGUCAUGUCAAUUAAGGCGCUACGGUCAGGAUAUCGACAUGUUUGUCUCAGAUCGUCAACAAACUUGUUACUUAACAUGGCAUCACUGUUCAUCUAUUCAAGAAUCGAAGAAGAAACGAUUGACAGUUGCUACGCUGAUGAGACGUUGAUGGAUCGAACAAAAACCAACUUAUUGGUAAUGGAAUCAAAGCUUUUGAACAAUCAAUUGAACGACAAUGACAAAGGAAAGAGAAAGACUUUCUUCCUUACGGUAUAUGGCGUGACGCCUGACGAACCUUACACCAUUCUUAAAGUCAUUCAAGAAAGCACAACAAAAGAUGUCUUACAACAAGCCUUGAUUAAAGGUGGAAUUCCUUUAGAGAAUCUCAAUGACUUUGUACUUGUUGAAGAAGUUUAUCCGUCAUGGGAAAAGAAGGAUCGUUUGCAGCCUCCAAAGCAGAGAAUGUUAGAUGCAACAGAAAAGCCUUUACAAGCACAAGGUAAAUGGAAGGGCGAAGGAAGAUUUAUUCUAAAGAAAAUUGGAGAUGAUCCAAGUAGUCGUGCAUGGUUAACAUCCGUACGAAGAGUGGGUGCGACAAUCGAGAAACAAUCCGAUUACAUGUCAACAAAUGUUAAUCUUAAAGCAUCAAAAUCGUCAGGUGCAGCGACAACACCACAAUCAGGGGAUUUAGCGCUUGUCGAAAACGUUGAACAUUACGUGGUGUGUGUUUACAAUGUUUCACCAGAUAUUCCAUACGCAAUGUUACGAGUACCAUUGAAAGCAACAGCACAAGAUGUUCUCGCUCAAGCUCUUCUUAAAGCGCGUCGAUUUGACAAUCCAAAUAAUUUUCUCCUACUUGAAGAGAUUCAACCUAACAAUGCUAAUACGCCAAUCCAUCAGCGAAUUCUUCAACAAGAUGAAAACGUUUAUAAGACACAAGCGAACUGGAAAACGCUUGGUCGAUUCAUCAUUCAAGAACGAACACAAUCGACACCAUCAAUAUUAAGGAAAGUGAAAUCAAUCGAUAAAGGUAAAGGAUUGGGAAUAUCACGUCCGUCAAAAUUUCCAAUUCAAUCAAUGCUGAGCGAUCCAACAACAUCACGAAUUAAAACGAAAUCGGAUACACAUGCUGAUCGAAAGACCAAACAUCAUCAUCAUCAUCAUAAAUAUAGCCCAGAACAGCGCGAUCUUAUGGACUUUCCGUAUAGUCAUCGAUCACAUUAUUCAGAAGGUGAAACACUCAGCGAAGAAGAGUCGAAAGAUGAUUUCUUAUCAACUAUAACGCGUCUCAAACGAAUGUCUAUGAAAAAAAUUAAAUCAUGGAAGAAUUGAGAAAGAAAAUAUUUAUAAGAAAAAAUCAGAAAAGAAAACUCAAACACAUCAUUUUCCAUAACAUUUUCUUAUCAAAUAUCUCUUCUACAUUUCCUAUCUCUCUCUAUCUCUAUCUCUCUCUAUACUUCUAUUCCGUUGUUCCUGAUUAUAAUAAAGAAUAAAGAAAGAAGUUCAUUUUUGGCAUUGUUGUUCUACGGAAAAAUAUGAAAAACAAAAGAAUUAAAAUUUUUAUGAAAAUAAGGAAACGUAGUUUAUUUCUCUACAUGAAAAUAUUUUUGUAUUUAACACGUGACAUGUGGUGGUAUGAAAGCAUCUUUUUAAAUGAAAAAAUAAUAAAAAAAAUAAAUAAACAUAAAAGCUCUUCUCUUUGAACAUGGAAAAUUUUAUUAACAAUUUUGUGAUUUAAGAAAAUGAAAAUUGAAAACACACAAAACAUGAAAAAUUAAGAAGUUAUGAAUCGAUUCCUUUUGAGAAAUUAAAACAUUUGAAAAUAAAAAGUCGUUAAUCUAAAACCCAAAAGUUUUAUGUUUUUUAUUUAAUUAUUUAAU
This is a messenger RNA of Clunio marinus, 7030 nucleotides long. NCBI's taxonomy places the organism in Eukaryota, Metazoa, Arthropoda, Insecta, Diptera, Chironomidae. The record is from the annotation of a GenBank genome assembly.